This is a messenger RNA of Piliocolobus tephrosceles (Ugandan red Colobus), 1717 nucleotides long. RefSeq names its product keratin 15 (gene KRT15). The record is from RefSeq and is a predicted model, not a curated record. Lineage: Eukaryota; Metazoa; Chordata; Mammalia; Primates; Cercopithecidae. The transcript has 8 exons. Gene Ontology annotation, molecular function: structural molecule activity. Gene Ontology annotation, biological process: intermediate filament organization; epithelial cell differentiation. Gene Ontology annotation, cellular component: cytoskeleton. Bases 64 to 1434 code for a protein of 456 amino acids.
CUGGUACCUCCUGCCAGCGUCUCUUGGGUUUGCUGAGAACUCACGGGCUCCAGCUACCUGACGAUGACCACCACAUUUCUGCAAACUUCUUCCUCCACCUUUGGGGGUGGCUCUACCCGAGGGGGUUCCCUUCUGGCUGGGGGAGGUGGCUUUGGUGGGGGUAGUCUCUAUGGGGGAGGUGGAAGCCGAAAUAUCUCAGCUUCUUCUGCUAGGUUUGUCUCUUCAGGGUCAGGAGGGGGCUACGGGGGUAGCAUGAGAGUCUGUGGCUUUGGUGGAGGGGCUGGUAGUGCUUUUGGUGGAGGCUUUGGAGGGGGCAUUGGUGGGGGUUUUGGUGGUGGCUUUGGUGGUGGCGAUGGUGGUCUCCUCUCUGGCAAUGAGAAAAUUACCAUGCAGAACCUCAAUGACCGCCUGGCCUCCUACCUGGACAAGGUACGUGCCCUAGAAGAGGCCAAUGCUGACCUGGAGGUGAAGAUCCGUGACUGGUACCAGAAGCAGGCCCCGACCAGCCCGGAACGCGACUACAGCCAAUACUUCAAGACCACUGAAGAGCUCUGGGACAAGAUCAUGGCCACCAACAUCGACAACUCCCGGGUCAUCCUGGAGAUCGACAACGCCAGGCUGGCUGCAGACGACUUCAGGCUCAAGUAUGAGAAUGAGCUGGCUUUGCGCCAGAGCGUCGAGGCCGACAUCAACGGCCUACGCCGAGUCCUGGAUGAGCUGACCCUGGCCAAGACUGACCUGGAGAUGCAGAUCGAGGGCCUGAAUGAGGAGCUGGCCUACCUGAAGAAGAACCACGAGGAGGAGAUGAAGGAGUUUGGCAGCCAGCUGGCCGGCCAGGUCAAUGUGGAGAUGGAUGCAGCACCGGGCGUGGACCUGACCCGCGUGCUGGCAGAGAUGAGGGAGCAGUACGAGGCCAUGGCGGAGAAGAACCGCCGGGAUGCUGAGGCCUGGUUCUUCAGCAAGACUGAGGAGCUGAACAAAGAGGUGGCCUCCAACACAGAAAUGAUCCAGACCAGCAAGACGGAGAUCACAGAUCUGAGACGCACAAUGCAGGAGCUGGAGAUCGAGCUGCAGUCCCAGCUCAGCAUGAAAGCUGGGCUGGAGAACUCGCUGGCCGAGACAGAGUGCCGCUAUGCCACGCAGCUGCGGCAGAUCCAGGGGCUCAUCGGUGGCCUGGAGGCCCAGCUGAGUGAGCUCCGAUGCGAGAUGGAGGCUCAGAACCAGGAGUACAAGAUGCUGCUUGACAUAAAGACGCGGCUGGAGCAGGAGAUUGCCACCUACCGCAGCCUGCUGGAGGGCCAGGAUGCCAAGAUGGCUGACAUUGGCAUCAGGGAAGCCUCUUCAGGAGGUGGCAGUAGCAGCAGCAAUUUCCGCAUCAACGUAGAGGAGUCAGUGGAUGGAAAGGUGGUUUCUUCCCGCAAGAGAGAAAUCUAAGUGCCCAUUGCAGGAGAAACAUCCCUUGCCACUCCCCACUCUCAUCAGGCCAAGUGGAGGACUGGCCAGAGGGCCUGAACAUGCAAACUCCAGUCCCUGCCUUCAGAGAGCUGAAAAGGUCCCUCAGUCUUUUAUUUCAGGGCUUUGCAUGCGCUCCGUUCCCCCUCUACCUCUCCCCGCCUUCUUUAGAGCAAGGAGGUGCAGAAGCAGCUGCGUUGUGUAACAAGCUCAUUUGUAUGGUGUCUGUUCAUGCAAUAAAGAAUUACUUUUCCUUUUGCAAAUA